AUGAUCUGUUUUGCAGCUGCAGAUUUGAGUCCAUCAAUUGACAAGUCAACUGAUGACUGCCAAACUCAUAAUCCUAAUAUUGUGCAAAAUGAAAGUGUUGAAGUGGGAAACAUGGUGGGGUUGCAAGGUGAAUUGUCAGGCCCUACCGGGGAUCCAUCAUCAAGUUCCAUUGCAGAUCUGAGGACUGCUGAAUCAACUACUCUGGACAGUGAAGUUUUUCUUGGGUUGUCAAGUCAUUCACCUCCCGGAAAAGCUGAAGCCAUGCCUGAUAAUUCUAUUGUUUUGCCAGUAAAGAAUAUCCAUGAUGUUGAGAAUCUGACAGAUUGCAGUUUGAUAUCUGUUACAAAGGUGACUAAUUUGAAAGAAAAGGAUGAGAUUAAUUCGGCCAGAGAUGUGGUUGAAAUUGUGGAAUCAUCUGAUUACAUUGUAGGUGAAACAUGUGAAGGAGUGUCUAAAAUAGCAGUCAGUGAUGUAGUUUGUGUGGAUCAUCAAGUAGGUGAUGGAGCUAUUCAUCUGCAGGAAAAGAGUGGUGCUGAAAUGAAUUCUAACACAGAUGUGGUUGAAAUUUCGGAACCAUAUGAUAAUGUUGUUGAUGAAAUGAGUGAACAAGUGUCUAAAAUAGUAGUUAGUGAUCUAGUUUCCUUGGAUCAUCAAGUAGGUGAUGAAGCUGUUAAUCUGAAUGAAAAGAAUGAAGCUGACUUCCUUUCUUUGUUGCCCCCAGAUAGCCUUCGUCUUGAGUUAAACUCAACUGUAAUCACAGGUGAAGCUCAGGGAGAGUCUGCAUAUGGGGUGCAGUUUGCUACUUCUAUUGAUGACAAGAUUUUGCAGGCAAAGGGAGAAGAAAAUGCUUAUGUUGAUCUGCUUCCUAUAUGCAAUGAUAAACCUGAUGAUGAAGCACAUCCUCAGAGUGAGUAUGGAGACUUUAAAGAUCAGGAUCGAGUGGUAUACCAAAAUCCUUUCCUACACUCAUCCAAGUCAUUGGAAUAUGAGGGAGAUGACGGAAAGGACAUAGAUACUCAGGAAAAUAAAUUUCAUUUUGACAGAUGCCAAUUGAGUGGAAGAAGUGAGGCCAUCUCUCCAGAUAUAGAUGUUAUAGGUAGUAGCAUGAAGAUGGAACUGGUUAACAGUGAGCCUACACCUAAAGAAAUGCUUGCUGAAGAGUGUACUGAUGUUUCCCCAGUCAAGCUCACAGAUAAAAGUUAUCAAACACCAGAUGAAAUUGUUGCAUCUAUGGAUGCUAUGAAAACUGAGAAGAAUGAGAAUCAUAUGGUUCAUUUUUCUGAAGAGCAUGGACCUGAUGAUGUGCCUAAAAAUUCUGUACAGAUAACUUUAUCAGAAGGUAGUGUAAUAGGCUCUUCUAAUGAGAGUCAGAGGGAGGAAUUCUUUGGGUCUGCUGUCAGUGAAGCAAAUAGUGUUACUAACAUAGACAGCACAAAUCAUCAUGGGGAAGGAGCUGAAAUAAAUGAUGUAGCUAUAGAUGGCAAGGUUGUAGGAGCUACUGGAAAUAAUGACGUUGAAAUUAUAUUGAAAGAUCUUCAAUCUGAAGUCAAGCAAUCAGAGGACUUAUUUGGGAGUGAUGGCACUGGUAAGAGCGCUGGCGCUGAUGAACUGGGAAAAAUUGAACAAUGUAAUGUGCUUGAUACAAAGUAUAAGGAAAGUCCAAUUGUAACUGAUACUUCAUUGCCUAAAUCUGCUACCAGUCAUUUUGAAAGGCCAGUUAUUUCAGUAUCUUCAGACAAUGUGGUUGAUGGGCCUGCAAACAAGUCAAAUGCUACAGAGUGCAGAAAUAUUAAUCCACUACCAGCUGCCCAGAAAGACAUAAAAGAAGAUGAAAUCAAUAUUAAUAUCGAACUAAAUGAAGAAUGUAACGAACCUGUUGAUACUUCUACUGAGUCACAUGGUGCUGGACUAUUGGUGAAGGCUGCAGAAGACCUUGCUAGAAAGUAUGCAUCUCCUUUAACUGCUGAACCUUCUGCUCAAGAUGAUUCUGAAGAUAAUCCUGAUGGAGAGCCUGACAGGGAAAUGCCUGGAAUUACUAUUGUGCCUGCUCAAGAUCAAAAAGAUAAUAUGGGUAAACUUGGUUCAUCCAGAGUUGAUGCUUCAGUUGACUCGGGUAGCCGGUGUGACAGCUUGGAAGGCAACUGGGGCUCUGUUUCAGUUCCCUCAAUGCAAUCCGAUGCGCCAGCAGCUAUUGAUGCUGAAACCUUGCCAUCAACUUGUUUGCUUGUAUCAACAGAAGCAGGGAAGUCAAACUUAAACAACCCAAAAGCUGCGGCUGAUAGACAGCUGUCUGAUAAAUCAGAUAUGUUUGAACCGCCAUCUUUCAUGACCUUGGUUGAACCUAGUCAGGUUAGCCCAAAAGCCACUGCUUCUGAAAUCCAGAAGGGACAGAAUCCAAAAGAGCCAGAUUCUACUUCACAGGCUGGUUGGUUUCCCACUAUAAAUCAGGUUGUUAACGAGUCUCAAGGGAGAAAGAGGAAUGAAGAAAUAAUAGCCAAGGUGACAAACUGGAGCGCCAGUAAGGAUCACACACCUCUGAAGAGCCUCUUGGGUGAGGCUGCCCAUAGCAACAAGCCAAAAUCUCCAAAAGUGGGAGAAAACUCAGAGAGUCAGAAGAGUAGUCAAGUUCCAGAAAAGAAUGGUUCUGGAUUGACUACUGUUAACUCCAUUCUGGGUCCUGAAUCCCCUGCAGCUCAAGUGGUAAAAGGAGAGGUUGCAAAAGAAUGGAACUCUCCCGCAAGAUAUCCUGCAGACAUCAAGAAAGAAAAAAGGAAAGUUAAGAGCAGACCAUACUGGAUACAAUUGGUAUGCUGCACAUCAGUAGGUCCUCAGAGAAGGUAG
Messenger RNA from Sphenostylis stenocarpa, 2841 nucleotides. Lineage: Eukaryota; Viridiplantae; Streptophyta; Magnoliopsida; Fabales; Fabaceae. The record is from the annotation of a GenBank genome assembly.